Acyrthosiphon pisum (pea aphid) is the source of this 1670-nucleotide messenger RNA. RefSeq names its product zinc finger protein 512B. Lineage: Eukaryota; Metazoa; Arthropoda; Insecta; Hemiptera; Aphididae. The transcript has a single exon. The record is from RefSeq and is a predicted model, not a curated record. The coding region runs from base 149 to 1204 and encodes 351 amino acids.
CGGGUCCUGGUGAUCAAUGGUCAGUCGUCGAUCACCACCGUUCAACAAACGGUCACACUUGCAACAACCGAAGCAGUAUCAACAGAUCGCAAUCGCACUACACGGCUGAUAAAUAAUAUUAUCACAUCGUCCGCCACCUGUUAGCACGAUGAAGGGUUUGUUGUACGCGGUUUGCGCGCUCGGUCUGUGCGCUCACGCGUUCGCCAGCGAAGAUGUGAAGAAGGACUCAGUCAAGGCAGCGGAACCUAAGGCAGCGGUGGCUGCAGAUUCCAGCAAGGGCAAGAGACACCUCUCGUCAUUCGGUUAUGGCGGUUAUGAGUCGGACGGUGGUUACGAAGCAUACGGCAGCGCCGGUUACGGUUACGCCGCACACGACAUCGGUUACCACGGUCACGCACAGUUGUUGUCCAAGACCGUCAUCAAGGAGGUCGGACACCCGUACCCUGUGCCCGUUGAGAAGCACGUGCCAUACCCCGUCAAGGUAGCAGUGCCCGUCGACCGCCCGUACCCAGUCCAUGUUCCCCGUCCAUACGCCGUGCACGUCGAGAAACCCGUGCCAUACGCAGUAAAAGUGCCCGUGCCACAGCCGUACUCCGUCUACAAAGAGGUGCCAUACCCAGUCAAGGUGCCCGUUGACAGGCCAUACACCGUCCACGUACCCAAGCCAUACCAAGUAGUCGUCGAGAAGCACGUCCCAUACCCAGUUGAGAAGCACGUCCCAUACCCAGUCAAGGUUCCAGUCGACCGCCCAUACCCAGUCCAUGUACCCGUCGAGAAGCACGUCCCAUACCCAGUUGAGAAGCACGUCCCAUACCCAGUCCACGUACCCGUCGACCGCCCAUACCCAGUGACAGUCGAGAAGCACGUCCCGUACCCAGUCGACAAGCCAGUCCCGUACACUGUCGAGAAGCACGUCCCAUACCCAGUCAAGGUUCCCGUCAAGGUCGAGGUGCCAGUGCCAUACGAAGUUCCCAGCCACGAUGAAUACCACCACGGUGGCAGCGCAUACGAAAGCAGCUCAUACGGCAACUCAUACGGACCAUCCCACGGUAGCUCUUCAUACAGCAACUCGUACGGACCUUCCUACAGCAGCGGACCAUCAUCAUACAGCAGCAGCUCUUACGGACCAUCCCACGGAUCGUCGUCCUACGGCUCAUCCCACGGAUCAUCGUCCUACGGAUCGUCUCACGGCAGCUCGUACUGAUCAAAAGCUCCAGUCAUAAUAUAUUUUAUAGGUUAGGUUACCGUGCUUCGCCGCACUCGCGACCAAAGCCAUUCGCGACUGUCGGCGACAGCACCACAAACGAAACAAUCAAAAUCUAGGUAUAUUUUUUUUAGUUAAGUGACAUCGCAAUCAAUAUUCUACCAUCAGUAUAGUAGUAUAAAAUAUAUACAACAACAAUAUGUCAUUAUUUGUCUGUUAACAUAAUAGAUCUCAAAGUACAGAGUUGUGUACUUUUUGGGUCGUUGCAAUAUAAUAUGUUUUUUGACUGCUAACGUUCAAUUUUAAUAUGUGUUUUUUUUACGAAUUUCAUUGUAUAAAUAGUUUUUAAAAUAUGUAUUUUAACAUCAAACACAACAUUAUACAUAAAAUAAUAUAUAUUAUAUAUAUAAAAUAUUAUAUAUUAUAUUGUGAAGCAUUCGAAAUAAAUUUGUUUUCAUGUACUUUA